AUGGAGAAUGCGACCCCUGAACCAGUUUAUGUCGAUGUGGACAAGGGAUUGACAUUGGCCUGCUUUGUCUUCCUGUGCCUCUUCCUAAUUGUAAUGAUUGUCCGAUGUGCUAAGGUGAUAAUGGACCCAUACAGUGGCCAUCCUACGUCCACUUGGGAAGAACAGCAUCUAGACGAUUGA
Messenger RNA from Pristis pectinata (smalltooth sawfish), 180 nucleotides. Its product is annotated as cortexin domain-containing 1. Bases 1 to 180 code for a protein of 59 amino acids. The transcript has a single exon. NCBI's taxonomy places the organism in Eukaryota, Metazoa, Chordata, Chondrichthyes, Rhinopristiformes, Pristidae. The record is from RefSeq and is a predicted model, not a curated record.